Messenger RNA from Ochotona curzoniae (black-lipped pika), 3614 nucleotides. RefSeq names its product zinc and ring finger 3 (gene ZNRF3). The transcript has 9 exons. The record is from RefSeq and is a predicted model, not a curated record. Gene Ontology annotation, biological process: Wnt receptor catabolic process; ubiquitin-dependent protein catabolic process; negative regulation of canonical Wnt signaling pathway. NCBI's taxonomy places the organism in Eukaryota, Metazoa, Chordata, Mammalia, Lagomorpha, Ochotonidae. The coding region runs from base 173 to 2977 and encodes 934 amino acids. Gene Ontology annotation, molecular function: ubiquitin protein ligase activity; frizzled binding.
AAGGGCCGCGGCGCGACUGCCGGGGAAGCCGAGCGGAGCCUGCGACCCACAAAGCCGCCGCCGCCGCCGCCGCCGCGAUGGGGCUGUGAGGCGUCCGCCCGCGCUCCGUCCUCCGCCGGCCCGCGACUAUGCCCGGCCGCGCCCGCCCUCCGCGCCCUCCCGCCUCAGGACCAUGAGGCCGCGCUCGGGCGGGCGCCCAGGGGCCCCGGGCCGCCGUCGCCGCCGCCUCCGCCUCCGCCGCCGCCCCCGCGGCCCCCGCGGUCGCCGCUUGCCGCCGCCGCCACCGCUGCCUCUCCUGCUCGGGUUGCUGCUGGCGGCCGCGGGGCCCGGAGCGGCUCGGGCCAAGGAGACGGCGUUCGUGGAGGUGGUCCUGUUCGAGUCGAGCCCGAGCGGCGACUACACCACCUACACCACCGGCCUCACGGGCCGCUUCUCGAGGGCCGGGGCCACGCUCAGCGCCGAGGGCGAGAUCGUGCAGAUGCACCCACUGGGCCUGUGUAAUAACAAUGACGAAGAGGACUUGUAUGAAUAUGGCUGGGUAGGAGUGGUGAAGUUGGAACAGCCAGAACUGGACCCAAAACCAUGCCUCACUGUGCUGGGCAAGGCCAAGCGUGCUGUGCAACGAGGAGCCACCGCAGUCAUUUUUGAUGUGUCCGAAAACCCAGAAGCGAUCGACCAGCUAAACCAGGGCCUGGAGGACCCACUGAAGAGGCCGGUGGUGUAUGUGAAGGGUGCAGAUGCCAUCAAACUGAUGAAUAUCGUCAACAAGCAGAAAGUGGCCCGAGCCAGGAUCCAGCACCGCCCGCCUCGACAACCCACCGAGUACUUCGACAUGGGCAUCUUCCUGGCUUUCUUCGUCGUGGUCUCCUUAGUCUGCCUCAUCCUCCUGGUCAAAAUCAAGCUGAAACAGCGGCGCAGCCAGAACUCCAUGAACAGACUGGCCGUGCAGGCUCUGGAGAAGAUGGAAACCAGAAAGUUCAACUCCAAGAGCAAGGGCCGCCGAGAGGGGAGCUGUGGGGCCCUGGACACACUCAGCAGCAGCUCCACAUCUGACUGUGCCAUCUGCCUGGAGAGGUACAUCGACGGAGAGGAGCUACGGGUUAUCCCCUGCACUCACCGCUUUCACAGGAAGUGUGUGGACCCCUGGCUGCUGCAGCACCACACCUGCCCACACUGUCGGCACAACAUCAUAGAACAAAAGGGAAACCCGAGCGCCGUGUGUGUGGAGCCAAGCAACCUCCCUCGGGGUCGGCAGCAGAGGGUGACCUUGCCCGUGCAUUACCCAGGCCGUGUGCACAGGACCAAUGCCAUCCCAGCCUACCCCACCAGGACGAGCAUGGACUCCCACGGGAAUCCCGUGACGCUGCUGACCGUGGACCGACACGGGGAACAGAGCCUCUACUCUCCACAGACCCCCGCCUAUAUCCGUGGCUACCCACCCUUCCACCUGGACCACAGCCUGGCCACACACCGCUGUGGCCUGGAGCACCGGGCCUACUCACCAGCCCACCCCUUCCGCAGGCCCAAGUUCAGCGGCCGCAGCUUCUCUAAGGCAGCUUGCUUCUCCCAGUAUGAGACCAUGUACCAACACUACUACUUCCAGGGCCUCAGCUACCCGGAGCAGGAGGGUCAGCCCCCCGCCAGCCUGCAUCCCCGGGGCCCGGCCCAUGCCUUCGCACCCAGUGGCGGUGGUGGCAGUGGCAGUGGCGGCCUGCUCUUCCCCACCAUGGUGCACAUGGCCCCGCCCUCCCACCUGGAGAGCGGCAGCACAUCCAGCUUCAGCUGCUACCACGGCCACCGCUCAGUGUGCAGUGGUUACCUGGCCGACUGCCCGGGCAGUGACAGCAGCAGCAGCAGCUCUGGCCAGUGCCACUGCUCCUCCAGCGACUCGGUGGUAGACUGCACCGAAGUCAGCAACCAGGGUGUGUACGGGAGCUGCUCCACCUUCCGCAGCUCCCUCAGCAGUGACUACGACCCCUUCAUCUACCGCAGCCGGAGCCCAUGUCGCGCCAGCGACGCCAGUGGGUCAGGCAGCUCGGGCCGGGGGCCUGCUGUGCACCUCGAGGGCUCCCCGCCACCACCCGCACCACCACCUCCACCCCUGCCACCACCUGAGGAGUUCCAGGCCGUACAUCAUGGUGCUGGGCGGGGUGAGGCCUGGCCGGGUCCCACCUCGCCCUCGGGGGACCAGCUGUCUACCUACAGCCUGGACAUGAACUACAGCAGCAGCUCCUCACUGGAGCACAGGGGGCCCAACAGCUCUACCUCAGAAGUGGGGCUCGAGGCUUCUCCUGGGGCCGCCCUGGACCUCAGGAGGACCUGGAAGGGGGGAAGUGAGGGGCCACUGUGCACCUGUUGCUGUGAGCCCCAACCCUCAGCUUCCGGGUCCCCCCUUCAUGAGGCCUGUGGCCUCGCUGGUGGGGAGCCACAGCCAGGGCAACCGGGGAGCUCCAUGUAUGGCCUUCCCCCAGCCCAUCGGCCCAGGACAGAUGGGGUAAAAUAUGAGGGCCUUCCCUGCUGCUUCUAUGAAGAAAAGCAGGUGGCCCCAGGCGGCUGCCACACCGAGGACUACUCCGUGAGUGUGCAGUACACACUCGUUGAGGAACCCCUGCCCAGCUGCUACCCGGGGGCCCGGGAUCUCAGCCAACGCAUCCCCAUCAUCCCAGAGGACGUGGACCCAGACCUGGGCCUGCCCUCAGACUGCCAGGGCCCCCAGAGCCUUAGCCCCUGGGGUGGGCCGCCCGCCCUGGACACACCUUGGUCCCAUGGGGCUCAGGGAACAGCCCAGGAAGAAGAGUGGCCCCCAUGCCAUCAGGCCGGGGAGCCACUACCACCUGGCUGCCCUUCAGACGAUGCGGGUGCCUCCACAGCCAGCUUCCCCUGCACCUCCCAGGACACUCAGGAGUCUAGCGCCAUGGCCCCCGAGGCUGCAGGACCAGGACCUCGCCCGGCAGACCCCAGCGGCCCAGGAGCCUGAGCAGAGAAGGAACACUUCUCUCAAAAUGGGAAACUGUAUGGAGACUCCACACUCUGACUUCCUUCAAAAACAAACAAAAUUUAUUUUUUAGCUUUGACAAACACACAAAAGUGGUAAUAAAGAGAGCCCUCCUUCUCAACCCAAAAUGUGAGCCACCUGUGGCAAGAUGCCACCCUCACCUGAUCCCACCCCUCGUUUAUCACAGCCCUCCCCAAUCCCUUCCUAUGCCCCUGUUGGUAACAUGUCACCCUUCUGUUUUGUAAAGUGUGUGUGCUUGGGGUUCCGCGGUAUGUGGGAUUGAGUUCUCUGCUCUUUUUUUUUUUUUAAAGAUAUUAUAUGUAAAUGUAAAAAGUUAUUUAAAUAUAUAUUUUAAAGAACCCUAAUCGCCAACUUUUGCUGAAAGAGAAAAAAAAAAUCACUGGUGCAUUUGAAUGACCCACGUCAUGUGUAGAUACUGUUGUCUCCCGCAGGGAGCUCAGGCCUUUGAAAAGCUCAGGGCGACACCUGCCUUAGAAAACCAACCAGAAACUUGAAGCCAAGCCAGUUGUUGAUAUGGGUACAAAUGCCAAGGAGCCAUGCCACACUGCCUCUCCCGGGCAUGUCUCUGGCAAGUUCCAGUGUCUAAACUGCAGGGACU